Strongylocentrotus purpuratus (purple sea urchin) is the source of this 10581-nucleotide messenger RNA. It is a transcript of the gene sorl1, whose product is annotated as sortilin-related receptor. The transcript has 46 exons. Gene Ontology annotation, molecular function: protein binding. The coding region runs from base 543 to 6794 and encodes 2083 amino acids. The record is from RefSeq and is a predicted model, not a curated record. Lineage: Eukaryota; Metazoa; Echinodermata; Echinoidea; Camarodonta; Strongylocentrotidae. Gene Ontology annotation, cellular component: Golgi apparatus; membrane. Gene Ontology annotation, biological process: post-Golgi vesicle-mediated transport.
ACGUCAUUAUUGGUAUAUAAUUCAGAGACCAUCAGAAACAUGGCGACCGUUUGCACUGCGAAUCCUGUUUCUGGUGCUUGUAAUAUCACUAUUUAGUGUUUCAGUGUACUCUUUCAGACUCGGAUCGAGGGCAAAAACCCUGCAUUUUCCCCACCAAGAAGCAGAUGAUGGAAUAAAGAGGAUAAGACGGAGUGUUCCCACCGAAAAUGAAAGUCCAGCCCAUCAAUCGCGGAGGGCGAGACAAGCAGAUAAUCGACCCGAUGAGUCUGCGGCAAGUCCCGGUGAAGGUAUUCAAGUCACAAAGUUUGACCUGAAUGACCCCCAUCCUGAGCUGAUCGUUCAUUGGGCAGGCGAGGACAGCGAUGUCAUCAUCUGCCUCACCCGUGACAUCACGCAAACCACCCAAUCAGAGAGCUACGUCUAUAUCUCCAGUGACUAUGGGGUAACGUUCGUGAACAAGUCGAGUACGAUGUUCAGAAGUUUUUUCCACGAGGCCUGUCUACGAUCGCUUCUACAGCAGCAAGGCUGACAUCCAGAGAUAUAUGUUCACAGAUGUGGUCAACUCCCUGGUCACUACGACACAAAACUUUGGAAGUACCUUCAGUACCUUCACCGUCCCCUUCAAGCCAACGUCCAUCUUCACUCAUGCCGUCAACCCCGACAUCGUCCUCGGAAUGGAUGAGAACGAUGAUUCCAGAAGGCUUUAUGUUUCGAUGAACUUUGGAGGUACUUGGACUCUUAUGGAGCAAGAUGUGAAGAGCUUCAACUGGGGUGUUGAGCCAUGGGAUAGGACUGAUACCAUCUACGUGGAGAGGCUGGAAACUGACGGUACGAGCUCGGUCAGCAAGUCAGAUGAUUUCUUGACCCUCAACAGGCAGGUGAUCAUCUCGGGCAUCAAAGACUUUGAAGUCAGGGAUGACUAUCUUUUCGCUACCCAGGUCAAGAGUGGAGUGGAAGAUGAACUAGAGCUUUUGGUCUCCCAUGAUAGGGGAGCAUUCAAGAUGGCUGAAUUUCCUUUCGAUGUUCCUAAAAGGGAUUUCUACAUUGCCGAUGCGUCCGAGGAACAGGUCUUUGUGUGUGUCCAUCAUCAGGACCUGCAGACCAAUCUCUACAUCUCAGAGGCCAAGGGCGUCGUCUUCUCCCUCUCUCUCAUGAACAUCUCCUACUAUAACCCGGAGGGAGCUGGCAAAGAUUCUUGGCUAAGUCGCUAUGUCGAUGAGCCGUUUGCUGACUUCCACAAAGUGGACGGACUGCGCGGCAUCUACGCAGCCAACGUGCUCCUGAACACAGAUGCAUCGUCGUCUUAUACUGCAGAGAACAUGGCUACCUAUGGAUCCUUUGACAAGGGCGGAGAAUGGUUCCUGGUGCCUGCCCCUGAAAAUGAUGCAGAUGGCAACCCGUACGGCUGUCGCUAUAAUCCCAAAGAGGGAGAAUGCUCGCUGCAUCUCUCACAGAAGUUCAGUCAGUCGGCCCCAGGCUCUCGUACCAUUCCCAUCCUCUCCAAGGCCUCCGCUCCUGGUCUCAUCCUGGCCACCGGUAAGGUCGGCAAGACCCUGCUUGGAAACGAGACCAUGGGAUUCAACGUCUACCUCUCAGCUACGGCUGGGGCAUCGUGGUAUGAGGUGUUGCGUGGUAAUCAUUUCUUUGCUUUUGGAGACCACGGUGGUGUGGCGACUGCAGUGGAACAGAGAGGAGAUACAAAUGCAGUCAAGUACAGCGUGAAUGAGGGGGAGACCUGGCAUUCAGAGAUGUUCUCAGAAUCCAAGAUCUAUGUGUAUGGAUUGAUGACAGAGCCUGGAGAAAAGUCACUCGUCUUCACCGUCUUUGGUUCAGAGACUGCCACCCACUCCUGGCUCAUUGUCCAGAUCAACUUCAGACCUGUCUUUUCUACGAACUGCGGUGAUGAUGACUACAAGCAAUGGUAUCCUGGAGAAGAAUUCCCUGAGCACAGCUGUCUCUUGGGUAGGAAGACCAUCUACGAGAGAAGGCGUGUCCACUCCGACUGCUUCAAUGGACGAGACUACGAUAGACCCAUCUCCUCCAUCAAUUGCACGUGUGAUCGAGAUGAUUUUGAAUGUGACUUUGGUUUCAUGGAGAGGGAAGGCUCGUACAUCUGUAUGAAGGACCCAGAGGAUGAUAGGGAUCCUACGGUACAACCAGACCGCUGCCCUGAAGAUACAUUCUGGAGAAGGUCAAAAGGGUAUCGCAAGGUGGAAGGAGAUACUUGCCAUGGAGGAGACGAGAAGUACUACGAGGCAGACCAAGUCUCAUGCCCUGUUGCAGAGAGUGCUGAGUUCAUUCUCUACGCUGAACGAACAGAGAUCCAUCGAUACUUCCUCUUGGAUGGCUCUGACGAACGACUACCAAUAGAGGGCCUACAGCUCGCUACUGCUGUUGACUAUGAUGUGGACCAUGAUUGCUAUUAUUACGCUGAAGUUACUUUUGAUGAAAUCCAUCGCUUCUGUCCAGGCGACUCCGACAACCAGAACCAGGUCAUUGUAAGCGCAGGUCUUGAUAUGGUCGAAGGCAUCGCUUUUGAUUGGCUCGCAGAGAACCUUUACUGGGUGGACUCCAAUAGUGAUACCAUUGAGGUUGCGCGCUUUGAUGGACGCUUCAGACGAAAACUUAAGAUAAAUCUUACUCUAGACCAACCAAGGGCGCUAGCUCUGGACCCGAAGAGGGGUAACAUGUACUGGACCGACUGGGGUGCUAAUCCGGUCAUCGCCACUGCCCACAUGGACGGUCAGAACGUCACCAAGCUGGUCACCACAGGCAUCUACUGGCCGAACGGUCUAACCAUUGAUGACCAAUCUUCACACAUCUUCUGGACGGACGCCCACUUUGAUAGGAUUGAGACCGCUUGGUUGGACGGAUCCCAUCGUGAAGUCCUGCUCGAUCAAAACACCCCACAUCCAUUCUCCAUCGCUGUUUACAAGGAUAUGAUAUAUUGGGAUGACUGGUCUCAGUUGAGUAUUCAGUCAGCUAACAAGUAUACCGGUGCUAAUGUCCGAACUGUAGUCGCUGGUUUGGACAGUGCCAUGGAUCUCAAGAUCUUUCAUAAUGCCUCGCAACAAGGCGUAAACCCCUGCUCCCAGAACAACGGCGGGUGCACCCACCUGUGCAUCGUGAAGCCUGAUGCAAGCAGUCCGGAUGCGGUGACGAGGGUGUGUCUCUGUCCAGACGACAUGAAGAUCGUCAUCACGCCCGACGGGAGAGAGGACUGCCAGUGUGAAGCGGGAGAGAAGCUUAACCUCACCACAGGAUAUUGCAUGACUCAGGGAUCCACCUGUAAUCCUGACCAGUUCCAAUGCUUGGACUCUGAUCGCUGUAUUCCUAGCUUCUGGAAGUGUGAUCAUGAGAGCGACUGUGCUGACGGCUCAGAUGAACUCAAUUGUCCUUAUUACACCUGUAGCCCUGAUGAGUUCCAUUGCAAAUCAGGGGGUUCCCAGUGUGUUCCGCUGUCAUGGGAAUGUGAUCAUUAUGAUGACUGCGGUGAUAACUCUGAUGAAGAAAAUUGUGAUUUCCCGACGUGUAACCACGAUCAGUUUACAUGUGACAACGGCCGCUGUAUUCCGAUGGGCUUCUUGUGUGAUCUGGAUAAUGAUUGUUGGGACAACUCAGACGAGAAAGACUGUGACAUCACAAACAUACCGACAACCAUGGCAGCUGGGUGCAACGACAACUUCACACAGUGUGAACCCAACGGUCGUUGCAUACCAACUACGUGGUUGUGCGAUGGUGAGAACGACUGUGGUAACAAUUGGGAUGAACCACCGACACAAAACUGCUCGGUAAACACCUGUAAUUCUAUGCAGUUCACCUGUCAAAAUGGCAAUUGCAUUCCGUCCUAUUGGCAGUGUGAUAACUACGACGACUGUGGAGACAACAGUGAUGAGCAAGGCUGCCCAUCUUCAACAACGUAUCCCCAAUGGACGACGUCCGAUCCAUUUAACUGCAACGAUGGAGACUUCCAUUGUUACUCCUCGGAUCUCUGUAUACCAUAUAAUUGGAAGUGUGACGGGUAUAGAGACUGCGAAGAUGGCUCCGAUGAAUACGACUGCAUUAUUAAUACCACCAUGUACCCUUACACAUGUGAUUGGGACAGCUUUGUAUGCAACAAUGGGCAGUGCAUACCGAAGAAUUGGGAAUGUGAUUUCUACGAGGAUUGCUCUGAUGGUAGCGACGAACAUUGCUCAUCUACCACGCUGAUGCCGUACACUACUCAGGAUCCUGGCUGCGGGUUCUUCCACGUGCCUUGUGGACCAGGGGCCACGCCCCGCUGUAUCUGGCAGUGGUUUGUGUGCGACGGCGAGGCUGACUGCUCAGACAGGAGCGACGAGGCACAUUGCGGAACUGAAGAGCCAACCACCAACAUUCCCGUCCCGACGACUGUCUCCCAUUGCCCUAACGGUGACUUUAAAUGCAGGAAUGGUCAGAAGUGCAUACCCAGAUCAUAUCAAUGCAACAGUUACUACGACUGUUCCGAUCUCAGUGAUGAAGAUGGAUGUCAACCUGGUACUACAUCAGUGACCCCAACUCAAACGCCAAACAUCUGCGGGAUGGGUCAGUUCUACUGUUCAUGGUACGAAGAUUGUAUCGACCAACUGAAUCAGUGUAAUGGAAAUAACGACUGCUUCGGAGGUGAAGAUGAAGCCAACUGCCAUAGUGGAUAUCUGGUACAAGGGAUGGAAGUUGGAGUUGGUCCUAAUAUCAAAUCAGCUUUCGUACAUUUCAAUCUCCCAACAACUACGAAUUCUAUGAUCGUAUCGCUCUAUAAGAGGGAAGCCGACCCUCAAGCUAAUCAACCCGGCCAUGACUUGCCGACUACAAGUAUCUUCAAUAAAACGUAUUCACACGUCACGGCCCGUCAGUCUCACCUCUGGACCAAUCUGAAGGCAGAAACAGACUAUGUAUUCACCGCAUCUAUCUCCAUCGGUGGCACAGCAUACAACAAGGUGCCUCUUCUGUCUUAUAGAACACCUGCAGAUUCGAGAGAGAUUGCAACACCCACCAACGUUAAAGCUAACCUGAUCGAGGAGCCGUCAAUCUUGUGGGUCAAUGUUACAUGGAACUACCCGGACACACCUGGUGUUCUCUUUACGGUCUAUUACCAUGACGAGCACUCAAGUACGACUCGUACGGGUUAUACAAAGUCAAAUUGUUUUCCGAUCUACCUCUUGGAGGAAGACAAACUGUUCUACAUCUCGGUUUCUGCCUCGGUCGGUGAUGUCUCAGGAAAUCGCAGCGCAGAAGUUCCCGUCUUUGUGGGUAGAGGAUCUAUACAGCUAGCUCCAACCAAUGUGACUGUAAGGAAUAUAAAAAAGGACAGUGUCGACCUGUCAUGGACUAGACCAAAUGAGCCAACUGAAAUACCAAUACUUGGCUACAUGGUGUAUGCUACUGUGAGUUCAGGUGAACUACCACAAAGGAACAUUGCCAACUCCACCAAGACCAGCAUAACUUUGCCUAAUCUCUGCCCGGGACUCGCGUACGUCUUUGAGGUAGGUGCCUACAACAACCUGGGCCGAGGUUCCCUCUCAGCGCCCCAGCAAGGUAUGACCAUAGGCACGCCGUACAGCCGUCCUCAAGACCUGAAUGCCACAGUCUUAUCUAUAAGCUCAAUUCGACUGCAGUGGCACGAACCUGCCAGCAAGCCAACUGGCAAAGUGAUGUACGACAUUGCCUAUGCUGAUGGAAACCCAACUGAUUUCAGUAAGAUCCAUACUAGCUCCCUCUCCUACACCAUUGAAGACCUACGGUCUGGUGUGAAAUAUCAGUUUGCGGUCAGAAUGCAACUCUCAUGUGAGGAUGCACCCUUCGCCAUAGUAGCGAAAAAAACAGACUAUGAUCCAACGUUACCACCAAAGAACUUGCAAGUGCAGAAAAAAGAUUUCCAGAACGUCACUUUGCAAUGGUCAUCUCCAAGGGACGACAUGCCUGCAGCUAUCGCAUACAUUGUCUACUAUUGGAACACCUCGCAACCAUCAGAACGGCACAACAUCACAGUUCCACCCACCAUAAAAACAACCAUCUCUCUAAAUGUACCUAAUCUGGUUCCAGGAGCUAACUAUUCCUUUAAAGUACGCUCUAACGCCACAUCAGCAGUCAGCAGUGGAGAAAUAAGAGCUCAAACCAAGCUUCCCUCAGAGCCGACUGGAUUCCAGGCUCUAGCAGAGAAUGGUGUCAUACAUUUGUACUGGGGACCACCGGAAGAAACUUGGAACAAGACAUUGGGCUUUGCAGUUUAUCUGCUAAGGAUGAAAGAUGUGUUCCCUGGUCAGACAGAUGUAGAACUAAUACCGGAAGAUGCUCUAAGAAAGGUGGAGAAGAACAUCUCUCUCUGGACCAUCACAGGAGGAAUAUCGUCUUAUCACUAUGAGUUUCCAAAAGACCUUGAUCCUGACCUGUAUGCUGUGAUGAUCAGUGUUGACCAGUAUAAGGGAUACUAUGGCAAAACAGUGCCUCUCCAAACUGCCACCGAGAAUCAAGCUGCUCCGCCUCCAAAGGCCCUCUCCAAGAACCAAGCCCUAUAUGCCGGCGUCGCCGUUGGGAUCGUGGUCAUCGUCCUCAUGGUCAUCGUGGUCUACUUCGCCGUCCGACAUCGUCGACUUCAGCAGAGCUUCAUGUCCUUUGCCAACAGUCACUACGACACCCGAUCAGGAACCGCCACGUUUGCCACGAGCGAUGAUGAUGACGGUGGAGACUUAGAAUUAUUAGCUGAACUUCAAGGAUCUGAUGAGGACCAGCCGAUGAUUCGUGGAUUCUCAGACGACGUGCCUCUUGUUAUUGCCUGAAUUACAAAGAAAUAACUUGGAAAAAAAGAAGAUUUAAUCAGGAAUUGAUUGUUUGAUUGAAACGUAUAAAUCAUAUGUGUAGAGUAUACAGGAAAAGUUUGUUUACACUGCCUGAAUAGUCAUAUCCUACUGGGCCCAGAGCAUGGCUUUCUCUGUUGUGAUGAGAAGGAAUUUGCACUAAUGAUAGUUAUGAAAUAAGUGGAUUGAGGUAUUCCUUUUAAAAAAAAAAAAUCUAGAGUGCAUUCACCUGGGAGAGUUGACUAAUUAGACAGUGUAUUUUAAGCUUUCAUAUUUUUUUCCCUUUUUUGUGAGAUACAGAUAUAUAUUUCUUGAUCUUUUUUAAAAUGAUAAAUCAGUACAUUCCUAAUUCUCAUUCAUAGUGAAAUAAAUAUUGUAUCAUUGUAAUUCUUGUUACAGCUUCUUUUUGGUAACGUUUCUUAUUUCAUUUUGUUUGUUUCAUGAAAACGUACUUAUUUGUCUGGUACUAGAAGUGCAGUUCUCUGAGUUUCUAUUUUUAGCCAAAUGGGAAAUAAACGUGGUAGUGAGUUAUGCGUAGUACCAAAGAGCACUACCGCAUAUCGUCAAGUACUCUCUAGAUAAAUGUUUCAGAUUCUCUAUUUUGUACUGUGUUUAAUUGUACUAAUAUACCAUGCAGCGUUUUUCAUAAAUUUGUGUAGAUAAAAGGAGUUUCUAAGGUCAUCAAGAUGCAGUCUCUGUAAACAUAACAGAACAAAUUUCGUAAAAAUAUGACAUGUAUAUAGUUUGUCAUUUAAACUACAUAGAUCAGUGGUGUACUGCAUACUCUUUCGUUAUCUGUAUCAUUAUCAUAUUGUGUGUUGUAGACAUUUGACAAUAUGUUCCAUUAUCAGAUGGACUUGUGUCCUUUAAGCUCCAACUAUUAUCAAAGUAGUGCCCUUUUGCCUUCAUAUCUUAACCAUUUUCAUGCCUUGUAGUUGGAUGAGGGUAAAAAAGACACACCUGUAUAUUUAAUCAGACUCUUGUGUAAUUUAGAAAAGUUUGUGCCAUUAUUCAUUUCAUUUUUUUCUGCAGCGUCUAGUAUGUACAUAAUGAACGGUCCAAGAACAUUUGUUCCUAGUACUCUUGUGUUUCAAAAGAACUGUAUUAAACAAAACAGAAGUCCAUUGAUUAAACAGAUUUUGUAAGAGCAGUCAAAUUUGGCAGUCAUUUUUAACCAAAUUUAUGAAAGAAGCACUGAAUAAUGAUCACUGGUCAGUUGCUCUACAUUAUCGCGCAUCGUUUAAAUCCCAAUCAUACACAUACAUGGGGUAUAUAAAAUACAUUCCUGUAUAUUGUCAUUGGAUGGAUACAAAAUUGUCAAUAUAUGGGACAACAGAAAAAAAUUCUUACAGCUACACAGCUUAUUUUCAUCGGUAAAAUGGGAUUGGCAUAUUUCAGUUAUAUCAACAAUUUCAUUUACACAACACAAUAUUGUUCAAAAAUUGAAAACACGUACGUUAAUAGACAUCCCUGUGUUUGGAAGCUAAAGAUGUAUAGGAUACUUCUAUAUAGAUAAACAAUCAAAAGUACUACCUUGUGUGGAAUGUUAAUAGAUUUCUUGUCUUUGUUAAUUUUUGUUUUGACUUUGAAGUGUAAUUGCGUUGUCUUUAUUGUGUUAUUCAUGUUAUUUUGGUUGUUAUACUUUAUAUUUCAUGUUAUUGUUUGUUUUGAGAUACAUUUUUUUUCUUCAUGAUUUAUGUAAAUACGUGUAUGUACACAGAUUUUUUUAUAAAAAAGUGAGAUUUUUCAUUUGAUUGAUAUAUGAUGAUAAGAAAAACAAUAAUGUGUUUUGGUGGGAAUUAUAAUUACCCAGAAAGUGAGCAAGUUGUACUGCUAAGCUCAAGAUCAGUAUGAUAUCUUUAAGAGAGAAGUAUCUCUGAAUUCACAUAGAAUUGUAAAAAAUCUUGAAAGAGUGGUUUAUGUUAAAGCAAUAAUUUCAUGUUGGGUUAGAUCAAGCAAUCAAUAAAGACCAUCGUACACUGUAGAGAUACAGGCUCAUCGAAUCCACUAAUAUGUAAUCAGAGAGUAAGAUUCGACACUAUGGCUUACAUUUGAAAAACAAAAAAAUUACAGAGAGCUUAUCCAAAAAUUAUGAAGUGCGCUUAUACAUGUAAUAUGGGUUUGACUUUGACAAAGAUACAGAGGGAAUUUUUUUUUUUUUUAAAGUUGGUGGAAUUGGAAUGAAAAGAGCUAAAAGUGUUAAAUUUAUGGAUGGAUCAUAUUUCAAAAUGGCAAUAUCAUUAUUUUCUGUUCUUCAUUGAAUUGUCUUUGCAGUUGGAAAAUUGCCAUGAAGAUACAUGUACAUGUAUAAAACAAAAAAAAAUUGAAAAAAUAUCUUCAAUUUAAGUUCUAGCAAAUAUGGGGCCCGAGUCAAAAUUGAAAUGCUGCAGAAUCCAUUAAUAUUGGCUGCCUCUAUAUCAUGAAAAAAACCCUCCAUAAAUCAUCAAAAAUGGGGCAUCAUUGUAAAGGAAAAUUAGCAAGCUUUCAAAUGAUACCAGUUUCAAGUUUUAUAACAAGAGGUAAAUCAAUGCUCAAACUUGAAUGUGAUAACUAAUGUUUUGAAGAGUUUAUAAGGCUGAAAGAUCCAACAGUUUUCAUUGAUUGAGAAAGAUAUGCAUUUAAUGCAAGAUGCAGUACUGCCAAAUACUAAUCAGGAAGAAAAUGCCAUGACUAACUUCUCCUAAUAUGGGUGUCGUUCCAUUGAUCAAUAAGAAGAAUAGUAAAUGUAAUUGAAGUUGAUUUCUGUGUAUGAUAUCCGAACGAUUAUUGAACGAUAUACAUUUACAUCCGUUUUGAAAUAAAUUUUCUCAAAUCAAUGUUGUUUCGUUUGACGCACUAAGGCAUAGUUUGGUUUUCAUAUACUUAAACAAGAUGUACAUUUUAUUCCUAAUUUGCCUACUUUAUCAUACAGCUUUAUAUAUUUUUGUAGUUGUCACGCAUCAUAUUUUCUUAUCCUAUAUAUUUCCAUGCAGGUUUUCAACUUGGAAUUUUGUACUCGAAAAUAAUCCAUAAUUAUCAUUUUAUGUUAGUUAGAUGGUCCCAAGAAAAAGAGGCAGGAGAUGACAAAGGAAGUUUGAGAAUAAAUAGAGAUGGGUUGAUUGAAAAUAUUUUGUUUAAAGAAAAAUUAUGAAAAACAUUCAUCCAAUAUUUCAUCUCUCUCCGAGUAUUGUUUCCACGAAUCUUUUGAUCAUUAAUCGUAAUUUCAUGUGGUUUGAAAAUGCCUUCCAUAAUUACAUCCUACCUUCUUCACCGUACAUGCAUGUACCUGCAUGCAUUAGAAUAUAUCUAUCUCUCAUAUAUUUCAGUAUGCCAUGCUGUAGAUGUCUUGUAAGAUAUGUUUUUUAACAUCAACUCUAGAAAAUAAAGUUAUUCUUCAAUCAACACGAAAAGAAAUGCUUACAAACUUAUCAACAGUUUUUCAUGUUUUUUUGGUCGUCUUUGAUAUGAUUUGGCACUUGCUCUUCAAGUACAUUUUCUUGUAGAACAGAUUUAUUCAUGUAUUUGAUAAUAGUGAUGAUACAGAAAAUAUGUGAGACAGGUCUUUCGUAGUACUGCAUAUUCAAGAUAAAAUAUGUCUAUUAAUUGUGUUUUAUUGUUAUUAGUGGUGAUGAGAUUAAUACUAUGAUCGUUGCAGAGAUAUUUGUCUAGCUAUUUUUGCGGUAAAGGUACUCUAUUCCACUCGCUACUCAUUUGAAAUUUAGGGAUUUAUCUUUUCUAUAUUAUUGCUUACAUGAUGGAUGAAAUAAACAGAUUAUUGCUUGUACUCUUA